AUGGAGGAAGAACAACAAAUCCUCACUUUACUUCAAACAUUAACUUGCCCGUGCAACCCAGAUACUCGACAAAAUGCAGAACAAAUGUUACUUAACUCCCUCCCAAGGUCACUUCCUUUAUUAUUAAAUAUCGCGCUUAACAAUACUCUAGACAUUCCUCAAAGAUUAUUGGCGGCUAUUGUCUGUAAGAAUUCCGUCUUGGACAAACACCUUCCACCAAAUGACAUCUCUUUGUGUGUCCAACAAGUGAUGUCCAAUAUUCAAACAUGCCCAAGUCGAAUAUUCACAAUGCUCUGCUUCUUCUUGGAAGCUCUAACAAGACCAGACAAACCCGCGCGAAAUGUUUUACUCCAACAAGUCGUUCAACAACUCCCAAACUCUCUUCCUAUUUUAGAAGCGUUGUUGUGUUACACAUUUAUCGACUCAGCAGCACUGACCCUUUUAAGUGAGAAGAAUGGGUGUUGCUCUAAAUUGGUGCAAAUCUCAUUGUCACACCAAAGUCCAUCUGCCCUCAAAAUCCUCUCGUCAAUCAUUUCAUUCGCAUUACUUGAAAACCAAAACUUUUUGUCAAACGAAAGCUUUGUGAUGCUCCCGACAGCCAUUAUCGACUCAAUUCAAUCGGACAAUCUAUUGAUAGCAUACCACGCGUUAUCACUGCUCCGCGUGUUAUUGUCGGACGCUCCACAUUUGUUCCAAAACGACUUCGAUAAGUACAUCACCGCUCUGGUCAUUUUAUCGCAGAAUUUGAUCGACAAACAACAGCAGAAUUUUUGGGGACAAAUCGUCGUGCCUGCUGACUUCCCCUUUGAUUUGAAAGAUGCCGUGUUGAUCUCUUUAGUCGACAAUUUUAGUGCACUUGCCGCACUCGAUUUACUCGCAAAAAGCCAAACUCGGAAAAUUAACGACAUCGUGACGCUUGUUGUACGGUUGUUGUGCUCACCAACACACGACUGGAACUUUUCAUUUGAUGUGUUGUCGCACAACGCAGCACACAACGUGUUACAAACGCAGUCCAACACUUUACCAGAGGCGGGUAUUUUAUUCAUACACAACAUCGUGUUGCGACAGUCGGUCCCUGUUGCUGUGUUAUUCGCAUCAAGUUUUCAAUUAUUGGAACAAGGCGACUCAUUACUUCAAAUGCACAAGAGGAACUUCGUCAAUUUCCGAGGGACGGGAUUACUGAUUUUGUCGAUCUGUGGAAUGUACUUGUCCAACGCUCAUGUUCACAUUCAAAAAGAGGCAAACGCGCUGAUCACCAGUAUUAUCAGAUCGGACUUCCAGUUACUUGAACUACUCACAACAGAAGAUUUUGCGUGUCACGACAUAGCUUAUUCUUUAUUGUGUAUAUCGUCAAUUUUACCAUCAGCUACAUACCAAGACAUGGCUCUUUUCUUGUCAGCCCUUUCAGUGUCCUAUCAAAAGUUAGUUGAAUGUCCGAUGGUCCUCCCCUAUUUAAUGCAUUUACUGACUCAUUGCUUGACCAUCCAAGACUUCACUAUCUCACCGUUUUACACUUCUUUCUUCUCGGCAUUAUUAAACACAUUAGCAUUACCAAUCGACGAAGUGGUCUUUGUCUUGGACACACUUGCAGCAUAUUCAAAAUUCUUCCCCGCCGCAGGGACACUCUUCCAACCACUUGUCGCAAGCAUACUCAGGUGUUUUCUUCGUAAUCCAGUGUCGCCUAAUGUGCGUGCGUUGAUGUUAUCGAUCUUCACAAAUUUGUUCAACAAUCGCUCCGUUUUCCUUCGCAUUUCCGAAUUUUUGUUUCCCCCUCUUCCAACCGUCUUUGCGUUCUGUGCACGACAGUCGAGUGAUUAUGCACUGCAGACUGCUCUUAUGCUUGCAAAAUUGAUUGUUCAGUAUUCAAUGGCUCUUGGCACAGAGUUAAAGCAGCUUUUGCUUCUUGUUCUCUCUGCAAGCAAAGCGUCUGUCAACUGUAUGGAACUCUCUGUUGAUGUUUUGUUUGAGGUGAUCAAGAAGUAUAACAACCUCCUUGAAAAUGAAGAUGGCACGGCGAUCAUCACGGGGAUUCUCCAAGUGCUUGAAGAAGGUGCGCAAAUAGGUCUAAACGGUGAAGAGAAUUUACUCAAAAAAGUGUGUAGUGUUUUAAUGCUUCUCUCGGUCUCUUAUGGCGAGAAGGUUGGGGAGUGGAUAUUGAAAAUAGGGUUGAACGCGGAGGACAAAUUGAAUUGUGAGUUGGAGUGUGUAGUUGCCCGAGCGGUUAUUGGGUGGAAGAAUUGGAAAGAGAAGGGGAGUUCCAUAGCGCCUCUGUUAUUGAAAAAGGCGGUGAAAAUGCAUGACGAGAUAAGAAACAAAGGGGUGUAUUUUGGGAAGAUUCAUGGGAUGUACAUUGGGUCGUUGGUUGAAGUCGAAGAAGUCGACAGUCAAUUGAAUUCCAAAGGUAUCCCAAUUACAAUUGAAGGACUCUUUCUGAUGUAUUUAGACUUAGUUGGGAUGGAACAGAUCUAUAAUAAUGAAAGAGAACGGAUGGAAGAAAAUCGGGACGGGAAUAAAAUGAGUGAUGAAGACAGCGACUCUGAGGAUGAUUGGGACAGUGACGAUGGACUUACCACCACACUGUCAGAAAAUCAUUUGGAAAUGUCAGAGGCCUUACAGAACCAAGAGCUUGAGUUAGUUUCCAGAGAUGACUUGUUUUACUCAAGUUACAAAGACUACCUAGUUGCGUAUUUCAACAGACUUAAAAAUACACCAAGUCAAAGACUUCAACGAAUACAGCAAUGGGCUCUUUCGUUCAACAAGUCGUUUUAUUAUGCUUUAUUGAAUUGA
This is a messenger RNA of Entamoeba invadens IP1, 2787 nucleotides long. RefSeq lists its product as hypothetical. The transcript is spliced from 2 exons. The coding region runs from base 1 to 2787 and encodes 928 amino acids. Lineage: Eukaryota; Evosea; Mastigamoebida; Endamoebidae. The record is from RefSeq and is a predicted model, not a curated record.